This is a messenger RNA of Arabidopsis lyrata subsp. lyrata, 1753 nucleotides long. Its product is annotated as serpin-Z3. The coding region runs from base 83 to 1240 and encodes 385 amino acids. Lineage: Eukaryota; Viridiplantae; Streptophyta; Magnoliopsida; Brassicales; Brassicaceae. The record is from RefSeq and is a predicted model, not a curated record. The transcript has 2 exons. Gene Ontology annotation, molecular function: serine-type endopeptidase inhibitor activity.
UUAUUUGAAACAAACUAUUCCAUCAAUCAUCACAUCUGCAAAUUCAGAACCAUUCUUCCCCACCUCUUGUGAAAAAAAAAAGAUGGAGUUAGGAAAAUCAAUUGAGAAUCAAAACAACGUUGUGGUAAGACUGGCCAAACAAGUCAUUGAUACCGAGGCCAAUGGCUCCAAUCUUGUCUUUUCACCGAUGUCAAUCAACGUUUUGCUCAGCCUCAUUGCCGCUGGUUCUAGCCCCAACACCAAAGAAGAAAUCCUUUCAUUCCUCAUGUCACCGUCAACGGAUCACCUUAACGCAGUCUUGGCCAAGAUCUCCGACAGCGGCCCCGAGAGAAGUGAUUUGUGCUUAUCUGCGGCUAACGGUGUCUGGAUCGACAAGUCUGUCUCCUUGAAGUCUUCCUAUAAAGAGCUUUUGGAGAACUCCUACAAGGCUACUUGUAGUCAAGUUGACUUUGCAACCAAGCCUGGUGAUGUGAUUGAUGAAGUGAAUACAUGGGCGGAAGUCAACACCAAUGGACUCAUCAAAAAAAUUCUAUCACGUGAUUCUAUCGAGACUAUCCGUAGCAGCACACUUAUUCUAGCAAAUGCAGUGUACUUCAAAGCAGCAUGGAACAGAAAAUUUGAUGCAAAUUUGACAAAUGAUAACGAUUUCCAUCUUCUUGAUGGUAACACAGUGAAAGUCCCAUUCAUGAUCAGUUAUGAGGACCAAUAUCUUAGAGGCUACGAUGGUUUCCAAGUUUUGCGCCUCCCUUAUGUAGAGGAUCAACGUCAAUUCUCAAUGUACAUUUAUCUUCCUAAUGAUAAUGAUGGGUUACCUGCUCUCCUUGAGAAAAUAAGCUCUGAACCAGGAUUUCUCGAUAACCAUAUUCCACUCCACCGUAUAUCAGUAGAUGCUUUCAGAAUCCCGAAGUUUAACUUCUCUUUUGAGUUUAAAGCUUCAGAUGUUUUGAAAGACAUGGGGCUGACUUUGCCUUUUACUUCUGGAGGUAAUUUAACUGAGAUGGUUGAUUCGCCUUCCAAAAGUGAUAAACUGUACGUCUCAAGCAUUCUUCAUAAAGCUUGCAUUGAGGUGGAUGAAGAGGGAACCGAAGCUGCAGCCGUCUCUGUUGGCGUCGUAAUGCUCAUGUGUUUGAGGAGGAAUCCGGAUUUUGUAGCUGACCAUCCAUUUUUGUUCACGGUGAGAGAAGACAAGAGUGGAGUGAUCUUGUUCAUGGGUCAAGUUCUUGAUCCUUCUAAGCAUUGAUUGAAACUAUGUGGUGUGAUGAGCUAACUAAGUCUCUUUCCCGUUUUAAACUUUUUGCAUAAUAAUAACAGAGCUUUGUUCGGGUUCAAUUAUGUAGGAACCCACUCUGCUCGUAGUGUAUUUUGAUAUAACCGCUUCAACCUUUCUGUUAACGGUAAAUACCACAUCCGCUUAUGUGGAACAGGAACCCGACCGCCAGUUUGUUGAUAUCUUGGUUUACGACAAAAUCGACAUCUAGUCCGAUUUUCGUCUUCCCUCCAAUAAAUCAUGCAAUUGUCUUCGCAUACAUCUAUCAUCUGAUACGGCAAACCAAGACUGGCAACUAACUUCUGAAUCUCAUAAUAUGUACCUGGAAAUUGAUUAUCUUCAGGCAAAAUAUCUUUUACAAAAUCUGUAAUCGCAUCCACACAUUCCUCAGCCAAAUUAUAGUCCGUCUUUAUGGUCAUCAAUCUGCUUGCAGAUGAUAAAGCCGAAUGACCUGCUCUACAUCCUCCAUAUAGUGGUUGUUUAGCU